UUCUAUAAUUUGGUUUUUGAGCUUGUAAAAGAGCAGGCCAAGUGAUUGAUUGUUACAAAUCUAGGAAGAAUUUGUGGGCUGUAAAUCUUGAAUUGGGUUCUAAAUUAUCUGCAGUUUCAUGAAAAUUUUGUGGAAAAUUGAUUAGCAGACAGUAAAGUAAAAGAAAUGGCUGCAGCAGGACCAGGGCCAAUCUCCAAGUCCAUUCAUAUUCCAGGGGAGCCCAGCAAAACCUCUACUUCCAUGCUGGAAACUGGAACAGAGCUCAUCCAGAAUUUUGCACCAAUUAAAAAUGUCCAUGAGCAUCUCUGCGCCUUCCAUUUUUAUGCCCAUGACAUGACAAGGCAAAUAGAGACCCACCAUUUUUGCAGCCACAUCAAUGAGGAUGUGAGGCAAUGUCUGCUGUAUGAUUCUCCUGAGAAGAAUGCUAGGCUUAUUGGAGUUGAGUACAUGGUAUCUGAGAAAUUGUUUUUGACCCUGCCUGAUGAAGAGAAAAAGCUGUGGCAUUCUCAUGAAUAUGAAGUAAAGAGUGGGGUGCUCUUCAUGCCAGGAAUUCCAGGGCCAAUACAGAGACAGGGGCUGGAGAAAGUGUGUAAGACUUAUGGGAAGGUCUUCCACUUUUGGCAGUUUGAUAAGGGAGAUACUCUGCCUCUGGGUUUGCCUCAGCUCAUGAUGGCUUUCACUGUAGAUGGUCAGCUCCAUGAACAACUUGCUACAGAUGUGCAAGAAAGAUACAACUAUUCAUUCCAAGAGGAGAGGGAAAAGCGGCAGUAUAUGAGUGGACCUGAUUAUGGCAUAAAUCCAUUGGGAAACUCCUGGACCAGUGGAAAGGGUCUUAAGACAGUGUUGAGAGAGACAGACUGUCAGCGUACAGAAUUAUAAGAUGUUCAAAUAUCCAUUACAGUAGGUCACUGGUUUACACACUGUUUUCAUCAUCUGUUCAUAACACUGUAGUUAUCAAAUCAUGAAUCUUGAUAUAGCAUAUCCUUCUGUUAAUGUUUGAAAUAUUUGUAUUUCAAAUUUCCAAGACA
Molecule: messenger RNA, 1028 nt
Organism: Cryptomeria japonica (Japanese cedar)
Lineage: Eukaryota; Viridiplantae; Streptophyta; Pinopsida; Cupressales; Cupressaceae
Product: oil body-associated protein 1A
Exons: 3
Coding region: 166-879 (237 amino acids)
Source: RefSeq, a predicted model, not a curated record